Entamoeba invadens IP1 is the source of this 516-nucleotide messenger RNA. Its product is annotated as NADPH nitroreductase, putative. The record is from RefSeq and is a predicted model, not a curated record. The transcript has a single exon. Gene Ontology annotation, molecular function: oxidoreductase activity. The coding region runs from base 1 to 516 and encodes 171 amino acids. Lineage: Eukaryota; Evosea; Mastigamoebida; Endamoebidae.
AUGAGCAUGGAUUUGUUUUAUGACCGAAGAAGUGUCCGCCAAUACACCGCAGAAAAGAUCCCCGACGAGGACGUCAAGAAGAUAGUAACUGCGGGCUUCUAUGCUCCAACUGCUGUGAACAAACAAGAGACUGAAUUUAUAAUUAUCGACGACAAGAAGAUUCUUGAAGACAUUAUAGCCGUCCAUCCAUACUCUGCGAUGCUUAAAAACUGCAGCCAUGCAAUCGCUGUGAUUGCAAACGUCUCAAAGGCGUAUACACCAGGGUAUUGGGUGAUGGACGCUUCCGCUGCAGCAGAGAAUAUCUUACUCGCAGCACAUCAACUUGGAUAUGGUGGAGUUUGGCUUGGAGUGUACCCAGAGGAAGACAGAAUGAUGAACAUCGCAAAAAUCCUUAAACUCCCUCAAACCCACAAAAUCCUCAACGUUAUAUCACUCGGCGUUCCGGCACAUGAGCAAAAGAGACCUGAGAGAUUUGACAACCUCAGAUUGCAUUUCAACACGUUUGGAAAGAACUAA